AUGCGUUUUAAGGCGAUACUCAAUAACCCUGUUGGCCUCCACAAGCUUGGACAGACAAUGGAAAAGUUGGGUCCUGUUUGUAUUGCCUCUUUUGCAACGGAUAAGCUACGAUUCAUUACAUAUCAAGACACUGCUGUUGGACCGCAAGCGUGGACUGAUGUAGUAGCUACGUCUUUGUUCUCGGAUUAUCGCAUCGAAAGCCAGCACGGCAACGAGAUCAACUUUUUCUUCAAGAUUCCCGAUCUUCUUCAUAUCACGAAAGAUUUGCAUGACAUUACACGCAUUCAAGUUGGAUUGAAACGACGAGGAGAGCAGAGUAUCAUCUUGUUCAGAUGGACUGGCGUGAACUUUGUGGGAUCAAAAUCUUUGGAGCAAAAGGAGCUGCCCAUCGAAUUGGUUCGAAGAGAUAGAUUGGAAUUGAUCAAGGAGCCUGUUACGAUUCGCACACCCGAGACCUACAUCCUAUUGCCCCCACUGGUAUCACUGACGCCAGCAGCUGAGCAGUUCAGAAGGCUUAGUAAAUACAUCACCAUUGCAGCCAAUAUGAACGGAGAACUCAAAAUUGAAGUGGAAUCUGCUUAUGCAGUUUGUAGUGCCCAUUUUGACAAUCUGUGCAAUCCCAGCUUGAGCAAGUAUAUACAACAACCGAACUUGAACAGGAAAGGCUUACAGCAUAAUUAG
Mucor velutinosus is the source of this 681-nucleotide messenger RNA. RefSeq names its product Proteasome subunit alpha type-4 (gene PRE6). Bases 1 to 681 code for a protein of 226 amino acids. The transcript is spliced from 6 exons. Lineage: Eukaryota; Fungi; Mucoromycota; Mucoromycetes; Mucorales; Mucoraceae. The record is from RefSeq and is a predicted model, not a curated record. Gene Ontology annotation, cellular component: checkpoint clamp complex; nucleolus; site of double-strand break. Gene Ontology annotation, biological process: double-strand break repair via homologous recombination; nucleotide-excision repair; mitotic intra-S DNA damage checkpoint signaling.